Pseudoliparis swirei is the source of this 3846-nucleotide messenger RNA. Its product is annotated as probable G-protein coupled receptor 173. NCBI's taxonomy places the organism in Eukaryota, Metazoa, Chordata, Actinopteri, Perciformes, Liparidae. The record is from RefSeq and is a predicted model, not a curated record. Gene Ontology annotation, molecular function: G protein-coupled receptor activity. Gene Ontology annotation, biological process: G protein-coupled receptor signaling pathway. Bases 907 to 2118 code for a protein of 403 amino acids. Gene Ontology annotation, cellular component: plasma membrane. The transcript is spliced from 2 exons.
CUUCGCUGGACAGCAAAACAAAGACUGCAUAUUAACAGUUCGGGGUAAAUACAUCGCCUUUUUUUCCUUCUUCUUCUUCAUCUCUUUUUUUUUAUUACUGAAAGAUGGGGAAAAGAGACGAAUUGCGGCGGUUGUCUGUGUGGACUAAUUGUUCUGGUGCCAUUAGCCCAAUAUACAUGCCAAGACGAUUCAUGUAGAGGAUGCGCGGAUCUGUGUGUCCCCUCUCUAACGCUUGUGGGUGGGUUAUUAUCAGCAUUGAAAAAAUCUGACAUCAUUUGGAUAAAUGUGAACGGAUCAAGAUAUGUGUUUUUAUCGCGUCUGUUGCUAGCCUCCUGGAAAUUCAUCUUCGACGCGAUGCAACACCCGAUCUGUUUUCUCGGAUGAUAUUCAGACACAAAUGAACACCUCCCCUCUGCGCGAGGCUGCGAACGGUGGCGGGGGAUGUUUUUCAUCCACGUCUCUUAAAUGUGGCCGAGUCCUCGCCCUGGAUGGUUUGAUCAGCUGUUGAUUAUAAUUAAGAUAUAGCCUUGUGUUUAUUCUAUGUUGGUCAAUUCGAUUUCCUCCAGAUGGAUUUAUGAAUAACAGGUGUCGUUCGAGUCCGAGAGCGCAGCGCGAGGAUGAGGCUUUAUUGUGUGUUUUUCUCUCGAUUUAAAAAACAGUGAAACAAAGCGACUGGGAUCCUUUUUCUUUUUUGCCGUGAUAGAAGAACAUAUCAAAAAAAAAGAUGAAGGGAUGAAAGGUGGCGAGCUUGUGGACAAAGGGAAAGAUGAGUCUGUCGUGUAGAGAAGAUCCUAACGGCCUCUCCUUGUGAAGACGGGAGCGCCGCGGGAGACGACGGCUGUAGGAGGAUCAGUGGUGUUUAUAAAAGGGCCCGAACCAGUGCAGGCUCCAGUGGAAGGUGAUACAAUGGCCAACCAGAGCUUUCCAAUCGAUGGCCCAGGCAGUUUGAUGGCUGUGCUGGCUUCGCAGAGUGGAACGGCAAGAGGCGGCAGCAGCGGGGGCAACAGCGGCGGGAGCAGCGGCAGCGGUGGAGGGAUCUCUGCCACCGAUGUGUCCGUCUACUUUAAGCUGGUGUUCUUGGGUUUGAUCAUCUGUGUCAGCCUGGGAGGCAACCUCUUGGUCUCCCUGCUGGUCCUGCGAGACAGGACACUUCACAAGGCCCCCUACUUCUUUCUCCUGGACCUGUGCCUCGCCGACGCCGUUCGCUCCGCCGCCUGCUUCCCCUUCGUGCUGGUUUCCGUCCACAACAGCUCGGCCUGGACUUACAGUGCCCUGAGUUGUAAAGUUGUGGCUUUUAUGGCCGUGCUGUUUUGUUUUCACGCUGCCUUCAUGCUGUUCUGUGUGGCAGUCACCCGUUACCUUGCCAUCGCCCACCACCGAUUCUACGCCAAGCGCAUGACCAUCUGGACCUGCGCCGCCAUCAUUUGCAUGGUGUGGACUCUGGCCGUCGCCAUGGCGUUCCCACCCGUCUUCGACGUGGGGACGUACAAGUUCAUCCGCGACGAGGAUCAGUGCAUCUUUGAACACCGCUACUUGAAGACAAACGACACCCUGGGCUUCAUGCUCAUGCUGGCCGUGGUGGUCCUGGCCACCCACGGUUUCUACGCCAAGCUGCUGCUGUUUGAGUACCGGCACCGCAAGAUGAAACCUGUCCAGCUGGUGCCAGCUAUCAGCCAGAACUGGACCUUCCACGGUCCUGGGGCCACAGGUCAAGCUGCGGCGAACUGGAUCGCGGGGUUCGGUCGCGGUCCCAUGCCACCCACUCUGUUGGGCAUCAGGCAAAAUUUACAUCAUCAACAUCGACGGCUGCUCGGGAUGGAAGAGGUGAGGUCAGAGAGGAGGCUGGGCAGGAUGUUCUACACCAUCACCCUGCUCUUCCUGGUCCUCUGGGCUCCUUACAUCGUGGCGUGCUUCUGGAGGGUCUUCGUCAAGUCCUGCACCAUCCCUCACAGGUACCUCUUCAUCACAGUGUGGAUGAGCUUCGUCCAAGCCGGAGUCAACCCCAUCUUCUGCCUCCUGCUCAACGAGGACCUGAGGAAAGUGCUGAGAGCUCACCUUCCCACCUACUGGAGGACUAAACAACACCUUCCCCAGGACGAGGCCUACUGCAUCAUGUGAUGAGAUCGGAGCUUCAUAAUUAGGAGAAUGUUUCAGGUUUUAAAGGGAGAACUUGGAGAGUAGGAGCGAUCGAAUGCACCUUGGUUAAAUGUCUGUUUUGUUGUUUUGCACAACAAAAUCCAAUGUUUUGCCGACAAGUGCAGGCACAGUGCCAUUUUAUUAAGAAUGUUGAUAUUUGAAUAAAUGGGUCCGCUGCAGAGGUUUGAACCCAGAAAAGUCCGGGUGACACGUUGAUGGUUUGUAUUCCUGAUGAUGUACUGUAUGAUUACUGAGUAGGAAAGAUCACAACUAUCACCGCUCCAACGAAAGUGUGACAGAUGCCAUUUAAAAAUAAUGUUGCCUUAUUUCAAUGGGACACGCCCCAGAGUGUUACUACCUGAGGCACAAAAGGUUGAAAUCCUUGAAGAAAUUUGCUGCGGACUGUGAAUAGAAAGUGUUGCUCAGAGCGUUACUAACUCUGAAACACGUCAAGGAACUCGAGGGGUCUGAAUGGAUUCAUAGACCACCCUGGACGCCUUUUCAUGUAACUCAAAGGAGACUGCAGAAUAUUGAAUGGACCCAAUAACCUUGGAUGCAUUGAAAUAGUUGUUGUGAACCCAAGAAGCCCCUAACAUGCUUGAUUUUUUGGACUUGAUUUAGGGCGUGUCAGGUUUCUUUGUAUCAUUAAAAAAAUGCCUGUUUUCCUUUAUUUGUAAACUAUACAUGUUAAGCAGAUGACACUAUUUUGAAAUAUGACUUGAUUUCAUAAUGUACAGACUGUACAGGAAUGUAUAUUCCUGCUUGUGUGUUUUUAUAUAGCAUUUGUGUGUAUGUGUGUGUGGGUGUGUGGGUGAGACAAGAGGGAAGGAGAAAGAUGAGAGAAAUAAUGAUGAUAGAAUAGGUUCCAGUAUUUAUAUAGUCAAUAUGAAAGCAGGCUCAUCUUGGUGUCUCAAAAUCAUGCAAAAUUGAACAGUAUACAUAUGGAAAUGUAUCCUUUAAAUGGAUUUCCAUAACUGAAAAAUGCAGUCAUAUUUUCUUUCAGUGUACAAGCAAAUGUGAAGUAGGGAGGGAUUAUGAAAAAGGCAACAGAAUAAUUAGAAAACAACAGGCGAGAGAAUUCAAUGUCUUGAAUGAUGAUGGAAAUUACGUCGUUAAAAAAAAAAAAAAAAAAGAAUCAUUAGCUAAUGAUGAUUUUGGGAAUGUUUUUAAAGUAUUGUUAUGCUCUCAACAGAAUACUAAAAAAGAGAAGAAAUUAAGUGGCACUUAAUUGGAAGAAAACUUGAAUGUUUCCGGGCCCUCUUAUAUCCACCCAACCAACGUAACUGUCCCCCUCUGGACCAGUGAGUUCAGAGUCAAAGCGCCUUCAGGCUGGAUGCGACCCCAGAGAUGUGUGGUGUGUGGUAACCGGCUUAGAGGAUAAGAAGUUUUCUCCAAAUUAAGAAGAGAAUACAAAUGUCAGACCUACAGUAUGUUAGGCGUAUAUACUGUAUAUUUGUGCAGUCAAUUUUCUAAAUGUGGACACUUGCACUGCAUACUGUAUUAGCAUGCAUUCCACUGCAUUUCAUAGAGUCAAGACUGGGGGUUACAACUUGUACAGAUGUCGAUAUGGGAGGACGAAGUAAAGCGGGAACUGAGGUUCAUAAUUUUUACGUCUGGCAUUCUUUCGCGAGAUGAUAUUCUGUAACUGUACAGUUUAACUGAGGUGGUUCUUUUGCCUACUCAUCAAUAAAGACUCUACUUUUGAUGCAU